AUGACUCCCCCAUUGCCGUUUAGGUGGCUCAUCCGUGCCAGUUAUGGCGAUCCGGCGUCCGUCAUGGCACCCUUCUUUGCAAAUCGAAUCAACGUGUCGGAGCCCGCUCACAUAUCUAAAGCCAUACAAUUCGCGACGGAUCAUAACAUCCGCCUCACGAUCAGGAAUACCGGGCACGAUUACAACGGCAAGUCUACCGGAGCUGGUGCCAUUGGAAUCUGGACACACCAUAUGAAAGAUAUUGAGAUCAUGGACUAUGAGAGCCCCUACUACGUUGGGAAAGCCAUGAAAAUGGGAGCAGGCAUCCAAGGCUUCGAAGCAUAUAGAGCUGCCGAUGCAGUCGGUUUAUUGGUGCUUGGUGGCGAAUGCCCGACCAUUGGCCUCGCAGGCGGCUACACGCAAGGAGGAGGCCACUCGGCGCUAGCGUCGAAGUACGGACUAGCUGCCGAUCAAACGCUAGAAUGGGAAGCCAUCGAUGGGACAGGAAAGUACCACAAAGCUAGUCGAAGCGAGAAGUCAGAUCUUUUUUGGGCUUUAAGUGGUGGAGGAGGAGGCACGUACGGAGUGGUCGUGUCUCUGACUAUCAAAGCGCAUGAGAACAUCCCUGUUUCCGGCGCCAAUUUGACCUUUUCGAACGAGGGCAUUUCGCAAGACGCUUACUACGAAGCUGUAUCUGCCUAA
Molecule: messenger RNA, 681 nt
Organism: Endocarpon pusillum Z07020
Lineage: Eukaryota; Fungi; Ascomycota; Eurotiomycetes; Verrucariales; Verrucariaceae
Exons: 3
Coding region: 1-681 (226 amino acids)
Molecular function (GO): FAD binding
Source: RefSeq, a predicted model, not a curated record